AUGCGGUCCCCUCUGUCCUUCAUCCUGGCGGCUGCUCCAAAUGUGGCCGCCUUCCCUCGAUUCGGAGGCGCCUCUGGCCUCUCGACCUCUUCCGUGCAGCAGGCGAGGUAUAAGGAUCACGACACCAGCACGCUGCACCCGAAGCAUUUCGUCUACCAGGCCCCUCAACUAGGCGAUUCCCGCGGUCCAUGUCCCAUCAUGAACACCAUGGCCAACCACGACUUCGUUCCGCACAACGGGCGCAACAUCAGCCGCGAACCCUUCAUCACGGCGUGCAUGCAGGGCCUCGGUCUCUCGCACGACUUCGCGGCCCAGAUCUUUGAGACGGCCCUCGCUGACAUUGCGACUGCGAACCCGCGGCUGAAUUCCACAACCUUCGACAUCUGGAUGCUCCACAACACCCACGGCAUCGUCGAGCACGACGGCAGCCUCGCGCGACAAGACAUCUUCUUCGACCCCUCCUCCCAAUUCGACCCGGCCACCUUCGCCAACCUCCUCUCCUACCUCGGCCCCUCCCCCGGCAUCGACCUCCCCGGCCUCGCCCACGCCCGCGCCCGCCACGCCUGGCACAUGAGCGCCGCCAACCCGCGCUUCAGCAUCGCGCCCGCCGCCGUGCCCGUCAUCGUCGGCGAGAACGCCAUGCUCCUCGGCAUCUUCGGCAAGGGCAACGCCACCAGCCCCGUCGUGGACCGCGCCCACUUUGAGUUCUUCUUUCGCAGAGAAGAAUUCCCCGUCCGCCUCGGCUGGACUCCCAACAGGGGCGUCGGACCCGAGAUUAGCGCCAUCGUGCAGAGCAUGAUCGCGCAGAGCCCGGCUGGCGUCCCCUUGACGUUCUCGCCUGCUGCUGCUGCUGCUGCUGCUGCUGCUUAG
This is a messenger RNA of Drepanopeziza brunnea f. sp. 'multigermtubi' MB_m1, 870 nucleotides long. RefSeq lists its product as uncharacterized. NCBI's taxonomy places the organism in Eukaryota, Fungi, Ascomycota, Leotiomycetes, Helotiales, Drepanopezizaceae. The record is from RefSeq and is a predicted model, not a curated record. Gene Ontology annotation, molecular function: peroxidase activity.